Sphaeramia orbicularis (orbiculate cardinalfish) is the source of this 4607-nucleotide messenger RNA. It is a transcript of the gene wnt9a, whose product is annotated as wingless-type MMTV integration site family, member 9A. Gene Ontology annotation, biological process: multicellular organism development; canonical Wnt signaling pathway; cell fate commitment. Gene Ontology annotation, molecular function: cytokine activity; frizzled binding. The transcript has 4 exons. The record is from RefSeq and is a predicted model, not a curated record. NCBI's taxonomy places the organism in Eukaryota, Metazoa, Chordata, Actinopteri, Kurtiformes, Apogonidae. Gene Ontology annotation, cellular component: extracellular region.
AUGGGAGGAGCGCAGUGCAGCUCCUCUCUGUAUAAGAAGUGUUGAACGUUCAACAAGGGAUUUUACACAGCUACUCAGGAGAAACGAAAUGAUCUGCCCUGGAGCCGCAGCAAAAUGCUGGAUGGACACCUACUCCUGGGAUGGUUAUCGUUCACAGUUAUAGUGUGUCUUCUCAACUUGCCUGGACCAACCGCGGCGUAUUUCGGGUUGACAGGUAAUGAGCCUUUAUCUAUCCUGCCACUGAACUCUUUACCAGAGGAGGUCACGGGCAGGGCCCACUACAAGCUGUGUGACCGGCUCAAACUUGAAAAGAAGCAGCGCAGGAUGUGUAGACGAGACCCGGGUGUAGCAGAGACCUUACGAGAGGCCAUCACUCUGAGCGCCCUAGAAUGCCAGUAUCAAUUCCGAUUUGAGAGGUGGAACUGCACCUUGGAGGGGCGCCACCGAGCCAACAUACUAAAAAGAGGAUUUAAAGAGACAGCCUUCUUAUAUGCCAUCUCUUCUGCGGGCCUAACCCAUGCGAUGGCCAAAGCUUGCAGCGCAGGCCGCAUGGAGCGCUGCACGUGUGACGAAGCCCCGGAUCUGGAGAACCGCAAGGCUUGGCAGUGGGGAGGCUGUGGAGACAACCUCAAAUAUGCCAACAAGUUUGUCAAGGACUUCCUGGGCAAACGCUCCAACAAGGACCUCCGCGCACGCGUGGACAUGCACAACACAAAUGUGGGCAUGAAGGUAAUCAAGGCUGGAGUGGAGACCACUUGCAAAUGCCACGGUGUCUCUGGCUCCUGCACCGUCCAGACCUGCUGGAGGCAGCUACUGCCCUUCCACGAGAUCGGCAAGCAGCUGAAGCAGCGUUACGAGACCUCCGUCAAGGUUGGCAGCUCCACCAACGAGGCCACAGGGGAGGGAGAAAUCUCCACGGGCCGGAACCAGCAACAGCAGCAGCAACAGCCGCAACAGCAACAGCAACCCCUGCCUGGCCUGAACGAUCAGAUCCCUCGUACUAUGGACCUGCUCCACAUUGAGGAUUCGCCCAGUUUCUGUAGACCCAGCAAGUACUCAUCGGGCACUGCAGCCCGGAAGUGCUACAAGGACAAAAACUGUGACGCUAUCUGCUGCGGGCGAGGCCAUAACACGCAAAGUAGAGAGGUGACCCGGCCCUGCCAGUGCCAGGUGCGCUGGUGCUGCUACGUUGAAUGCAAGCAGUGCACGCAGAGAGAAGAGGUUUAUACCUGCAAAGGUUAACCUCAGUCAGUCCCAAUCCGACCCUAUGCGAAAAAUGAUGGUCUGGGGGAGAAGUCAUCGUUUUCAUCCAUAGUUUGGCUUUCACUGUCGGAACAAUGUUCUGCAAACAAAGGAGAGCGAGCCGAUGGAGAAGCAACAAGCACUUUGAGGAAUUUCUGUGAGUUGGGUUUCAGAGGUCGCCUUGUCUGGGGUAUGCCAAUGUAAAAACCCACUCAGACAACUGGGUCAACAUCUCAAGCUUUUUGCCACCAUGUUGCCUUGAAGAGAGAAAGCUUUCCUAAAAACUAUAUCUAUAUAUAUUAUUGCAUCUUUACACAAGAAAAUAACGAUUAGCGUCCAGUUAAAGAGGAUCCAGUUCAAGCACAGUAACACCAACAGACUGUUAUUUGGGGCCUUGCCCAAAGAAGAACUGUGUGUAUGUGUUUUUGCAUUUGUCGUUCUUUACAUGUGUGUUUGUAUGUGAGCACAUGAUAUUGAGGCGGAGUGAGUUCUAAUGACGACACUUAUGGCAAUGAAAACCAUAUUCAGAGACUGCUACGAAAAGACAGGGUGUAAGAAUUAUUCUACACGCACAUAUUUACACUCAAACACAAGGUGUGUUUGCAUAUGUAUGUUAAUAAUUUCAGUUAUAUUGUAAUGAUAUUAUACAAGCCACUUAUCUAACUAUGUUAAAACAAACCACUAACCACACAAAUGUUUUAGGUUUGUGUGCUCUUGCUCGUUUUUCUUCUUGAUUCAUUCUGACAAGGCCCUUUGGAAAGCAGCACACUUAUGUUCGUUGUCUUGCUGUGCAUAAUUUAUAAAUCCUUUGGGACUAUUCCUUCACAGGAAGAAAAGAAAUCAAAUUUGUUCUUGUAAACUUUUUUUUUCUUUUUGAAUAAUAUAAUAUAACAGGAAAUAACUAAACCAGUCAGUUUAGGCUAUUCUCAGCCUUGAGCAAACCAGUGUUCAGGGAAUAACUUAAACCACUAUAACUAUUUGGAUGAAAUAGGCAAAAGUUGUGCAAAUGCAUUGAUAUCCAAGUUGGAACAGUGAUCGCUUGACCUGCAGACAAGUCCACGUGUGACUCAGACAACCAUUAUAUGAAAAAAGAACAAAAAAACUUCAACGUGGGGCUCUGCGGAGCUUAAAUCUACUUAUUAGGAUAUUAUUUUGUAUAACGUUUAAUACUUUGAAGUUGUAAAGAAAACUGUGGAGAACUGGAGGAAUGUAGCCCCCUGCCAUUUCACAUCCUUCUUUCCUCUUCAGCUGCCAUGAUUUGAUUGAGCCAUAUUCAGUGUGCAGACACGCAGCAUAUGUAGUAGGAGCUGCAUUGGUUAGUCCAAACAGUAUGGGGCAACUGAGACGGAAAUCGAACUUGAUGUUACUGCAAAUUUGCUCAAGUGAAGAUGAAUGUGUCAGCCUCAUAGCUAAUAUAAGUAUAUUUUGUAAGACUAAUAUUUGCUUUAUGUGUUAAGCAGAUUGAUGUCUCGAUGCAAACUUCGGGGUUCCACUAAUCUGCCGUCAUUUAGUUGCAGCAGAGGUUGUUAAUUUAUCUUUUCAUAUUCUGCAACAUACUGAACCCUAUAAACUACAGUGACAGUUAAAGAACAAAGCUUAUGACUUUAAUGUUAUGAACAAUGGCUCUCUUCACACAAACAAUGCAGAUAAAAAAAAAUAUUUCAUUGUAAUCUCAGCAUUUAGUUUCUGGGAACAUUAUGUUAUAUACUAUAAGAUGUAAGACCUUAUAUGCCUUGUUUUAGAUGGGUGUGAAUUAACUACUGAGUGAGGGACCCAGCUUUGUAUUAUAGCGCCAUUCACGCACUGAAGCCCAAAAGCCCUUUAAAGUAUUUAAAGACCUGUAUUUACGGAUACAGUGCAGUGCAGUUUUUAAUUGUAAAUAGUAAAGGUUUCUUCUCCUGUGGUAAAGAGACAAAAGUGAGGCACAUGUUCAUCUCUCACAAGCAACAGAAAUUGGUAGCAAUAAGAAACGUUAGGGUGAGACGUAGCGGUGGUGAACCAUAAAUACAUACAGCAGAUAGCUGCUGGAGCGAGACGGUGACAGGUUGUAAUCAGUGAUAGCAUCAUGCAAACAUCCUCAAACGGACGAGUGUCAGUGUUGUCGAAGAAUAUUACCACAAUAUCUGAAAACAAACCACAGUAUUUGUCAGUAAUAUCAUGCUUGAGGAGGAGAGCCUCGUAUGGGUUAUUUGUAGUGAGGAGACGAAUUCCAAGCAUUCUGAUAAGAGGAGGCAUGCCAAAUAAAGACUGGUCAAAACAUAUACAUAGAACUUUGCACGCUACAUGGAAACCAUAAUAGCUAUGCUGAGACUCGAAGCAUAAAUGCCUGCUUCCCACAACUUUUGGUGUGAGUGUUCUCCACACAUCACUUAGCCUGACACUGAGGUUCUCUACUAUUUAAUAGGUUCAAACUGGUAAACAGACAGGAAUACCAAAUGCACCACAAGUGCAUUAUAAGUUGUCUAUAAAUUGUACAUAGGCCUGAAAUUUCUCCCAAGAAAGAGGAGCAUGAUGCAGCCGUUGGUCAGUUUUUAGAUGACGAUGUCACAGUCGACCAUAUUUUCAAAUCCAAAACUCUGCACUGUUUAGUCGUCAGUGGAUCAUGUACAAAAUUCUAUUUUGUUGAAAAAAUAAAAGAUAAAUUAUUUUUAAAUAUAUUAUGAGCAUGUGUUUAGUGUAAAUAACGUCAAAGACUAAAUUGAUUUUAUAUCCUGUAUUUUUACUCUGUUUUUCUUUUGGGUGUUUGUUCUGUUUGGGGUGGAGGCUUCAAGAGCAGCGUAUACUUUAAACCUACGUCACUUCGUAUCGCAACAUUUGCUGUUAUUUAAGCACUAACAAAUCUUAACAAAUUUAGAAUCAACUCACAUUUUAUUUCAUCACAUGCUUGUCGAGACAUUUCUGAGAGUAGUCAUACAAAAUUACACAAAUUACAAUAUUUCAUAGGAUUUGAUCUGUUUGUAUAAUCUACUACUUUAUGAAGAGUCGAGUGUCGGUCACCGUAUGAUCCACUACAAACUGAUGAAGACCGAGUCAGUGUGGAGUGGUUUAUAUCAGCUUCGGAUCACUUUACAUGUCUAUGUACCUUUUUGUUUUUUUGUUAGGAUUUGUGCUGUGCUUGUAAAAACAUAGAUAAAUCACACAAACCAUGUAUUACCCUUUGUGAUGAUACUACACCAACAAAACUUUGUCCAUGUUCACUUAUUCAUGUCUUAUGGGAAUCCUAAAUUAUUUUCCUCUACCUCAUGUGUAUAGCUUGUAGGUAUAAACAGAUCACAAAUGACUGGUAAGAAUGUAUUUAAGUUAUUUAACAUCUUUGUAUAACAAAGGCGAAAAAAAUCUGAAAUAAUAAAUGAAUUUUUAAAUGA